Molecule: messenger RNA, 1979 nt
Organism: Dreissena polymorpha
Lineage: Eukaryota; Metazoa; Mollusca; Bivalvia; Myida; Dreissenidae
Exons: 5
Coding region: 32-1780 (582 amino acids)
Molecular function (GO): protein binding
Source: RefSeq, a predicted model, not a curated record
CCCACAUACCUCGAACCAUCGAGAGAGCCCCAUGGGUCAGAGUUCAAGCACACAGGGCCAGUUGGACGAGUCCACCUCUAGUCAUCAGAGUAAAACUUCUCAAGACAAUUUCAAUGCCAAGAGUUUGCACGUUAACACAAAUCCGCAGUAUCUGGACAAUGCCAAAACAACAAAGCUCAGUGACAGCUCACCGUCCAGUCUGAGCCAGCCCAGUCCCAACAGUCCUGGAAGUCCAAACUAUGCCAUAGGACCGUCGUCCAAGUACCCUGACAACCCCAGCGGAAGGCCUACCUCUGCCCGGAAACCUCCAACCUUGCCUGGGCGAUCCCCAAUACGGCUGGAUAAACCCGGCUAUCCACAGAGGAAUGUAAAUAACAUUGAUAUUGCUGUGAACAAUGAGCGUAAGCAGCAUAAUGUGUCUUUCCCGGAUACGAGUGACAGUGUGGGUAUUACUCCUGUCACUCGGCGGAAACAUAGCUUGUCACAGGAUCUCACCACUGCACUGCAGGCAGCAAGCAGGGAACAGAGUUACAAACUGAACCUGUCACAUGACAUUUCAUACGAUCAAUCCCACCAUGAUCUGUCUCAGGAUUUUCAGAAUCAAAGCAUUUUUGACUACAGUGCGCACCCUGGCAGUGAGAGCACGGGUUCCGUUACCCCGCCCUUGCCCCCUCUGUCCCCUACUAACACGCCCCCUGAGACCCCUUGCUCGGACGACGAGGCUCGCAACUUGGCUCGGUCCAUAAGUGCAACAAAUGUGUCGUUUGCUGUUAGAAAUGCGGGUGAAAAUCUUCCCCGAGAAUCUCGGAAACACAGGAGAACUUCAGAGCUGAAUCUCCGUAUGGAUAGAAAAUCUCAUGAACAUGGCAGGAAGACAAGAUCUGGAUACAAAUCAAAAGGUGCUAUUCUACGUAACGUUAAUGAGUCUGAAACUGAGACCGAGAGCAACCAGUCCUUUGACUUUGAUAUUGACAACACGAUACUCACGAUAGAAUCUCACGACACCGAGCAGCCUCACCCGGCAGGCGACCUCAUGACCUCCAGAGAAAACCUCGAGUUGCGACACCACAUGCACAACCUCGAGUCUCGCUACCAUGAUAUUCAGUCGCACGUGAACAUUGCCGGGGGUCAUAGUUCACGGGGUCAUAAUAAGGGCCCAAAUGUAGCACCCCCUGCCAUUGGAAGGCCCAGGAGGUGGAGUAUAGGCAGCUCAGAUACCAGCUCCUUCAGGAGAGAGGCCAAGGUCAAACCUGGCAAGCAGGCUCAUCAUAAACACCAUUCCAGGGAGUUCAAAAACAUCAACAAGCGUUUCCAGAGGCUGGAGUCUCAUGUGGUAACUCUGGCUAGAAGUGUGGCUCAUCUCUCAUCUGAACUGCGCACCCACAACACCAUGGUGAAUGACCUUGAAUCUGUUAAACGGCAGCUUGCAGAACUGCGUGAUAACCCUUCCGGUCCAUUUCCCAACAUGUUGAGUGGGGUGCUUACAGAACAGCAGAUCUUCAGAGAGUGGGCACCAGGCUUGACGAAUCCUAAACGAGUCAACAAGCUCACAAAGUUCUUUGGUUCUGAGCCUCCAUUAUUGGAACUGUUCCUUCAGAAGUUAGGUUAUGAGCGCUAUGUUCCCAACUUCCAAACGGAGCACAUAGGGAUGAUAGAGCUGCCAUACAUGACCGAGGACAGACUGGAGAAGAUAGGCAUACCCAUGGGGCCGCGCCUACGGAUAUUGCAGGAGGCCAAACAGUGCUUUCGUCAUGACAACGUAGAUGUGUAUGUCGUAUGAGGUUCUGGGUGAUGAAAGUAUUGGGGAGAAGCGCUUGAAACAAUUCAGUAGGGUUAAGAAAGCUGUGAUUUUUUCAUUCUUUUCAAAGUUGUUGAGUUAAGCAGUUUUUUAAACAUCUGCCAGAAACAAUUCUUUAACAGAUUGUUAUUGGUAACUCUGCUGAUAUAUAUUUUGUGUAUGUGCUGCUUAAUGUUAACAU